Penaeus vannamei (Pacific white shrimp) is the source of this 3077-nucleotide messenger RNA. The record is from RefSeq and is a predicted model, not a curated record. Lineage: Eukaryota; Metazoa; Arthropoda; Malacostraca; Decapoda; Penaeidae.
AUGAGAGUUAAAAAGGGUGUUGCAUUUGAGAGGGUGUUCAAUUAUGUUUUGAAAAGGUGUUCAUUGAACAUUGCUUCCUGGUAUCUCACAACACCCGUGACAACUACAACAGAAUUUUCGGUGAUUCAUGUGCUAGAGCCUACGAUAUACGAUGAAGCCCUGCCCGACUCCAUGGCUCAACACAUGAGAGAACCAGAUAAGCGCCGUGAUGAAGGGCAAGGAACUGACACCGAUACUCCUGAACGUACGAGACCUCAGGACCUCCAUGACACACAAGUCGCCAGGGAAAAACCGGGACCUGAGGACACGAACCUCCAAGCCGUAGAGCCAGUGACUGCCGAUUCCACCCAGCCUGACCCACGCGAGCCUCAGCCAUCGCAUGAGGAACCGGCCCGACCCUUGACCUCGCGCAGCCCCAACGGCCGAACAUGCAGACAGGCUUUGCGCUUGAACGAGGAACAUGAUCCGGCUCUCUUCUCUGCGGGGACGGAGGCGAUGCGGGCCGCGCCUCCUCUCCAGGAACGUCCCGACCUUCCUGGUGCCUCACUCCCCGAACUCCAUCUCCGUGUGGUGAGUUUCCCGUCCCUCCUGCCCGGCGAUGGGGAGGACAAGGUCUAUAUAACCAAACAACAAACAAGCAGUGUGAGUUUUCUGCUGUGGGAAAGGCUAGUCAGUAGCAACUCGAGGUGUCAUGGAGAAGCCACGGUCAUUUCAACUCCGUAUGAGAUCUGCCGCCGUAUUUUACUCACGGGAUCAUAUGUUGCUUACAAAUAUCGAAUAUUUAUAUCUUCGACAGCAAUAAAGCUUAGAGAUGAAAUACAGGUUAUCAUGAGUGGAGGAGGUGACGGGCUGGAGUCCGCGUCCUUGGUGCGUCACGGCAGUGGAGGCCGGAGCUACACUUCUGAAGGUGGAAUGCUAAGGGAGAGCGAAGGUGGAGGUGGAGAGGGUAACCUUGAUGGAGGAGAUGAACUGGACUAUGUGGAGAGUGACGCCCCUCUCCUCUCGCAGUUUCACGAGGAUGCCAUACAGCAGGCUGGCACAGGGGCUUUCCAGUGGCUUCUGCUCAUGAUCACAGGCCUUGGGCUCGCUGCUGACACCAUCGAGCUCUUCGUAGUAGCGUAUGUCAUCCCGUCAGCUGAGGUUGAGCUCUGUAUGUCCGGGACUGACAAAGGCUGGCUUGCCGCCAUCACCUUCAUUGGCAUGAUGAUUGGGGCGAUGAUUUGGGGCAGCUUGAGCGACAACGUGGGGCGCCGACGAGCUCUUCUCUCGGCGCUGUUUGUAAACGCCUUAUUUGGGGUCAUGACGGCCUUCAUGCCCACCUACGGGAUCUUCAUGACGACCAGACUCUGCUCUGGCAUUGGGAUUGGUGGCGGGAUUCCAAUUGUGUUUGCUUAUUACUGUGAGUUUGUGACCCGGGCUGAGAGAGGGCGCCAUCUAUCAUGGUUGCUGGUGUUCUGGGCGGUGGGCGGCGUUUUCACGGCGUUGAUGGCGUGGGCGAUAAUUCCUAGGACAGGCAUCACCGUUGUGUUGGACGAGCAACACCACUUCAGCUCUUGGCGCGUGUUCCUCGUGGUGUGUUCCCUUCCUUCCUUCGCUGCAGUUAUCGGCCUAUACUUCAUGCCUGAGUCACCGCGGUUCUUACUCGAAAAGGGUCGUGACGUUGAAGCCAUCAUGGUAUAUAAGAAAAUCUUCAAGUGGAACAACGCACAAAACCCAGGAGCCGAAUACCAGCUCACAGAAUUGGAACUGCCGUCAGGAACUCAUCGUUCUCUUCGACACACUCCUCCCCAGGGCGUCGGCAAAAAUUUCUUUUCUGACUUGUCAUACGGUCUUGAUCAGUUUUGGGGUCUAUUCUUCCAGCUAUUCAUUCCCCCGUACCUCAAAUCGACUGUUCUGCUUCUUGUAGUGUGGUUCACCUGUGCUUUUGGGUUCUACGGUCUGUCAGUCUGGUUCCCAGAAUACAUAAAACUUCUACAAAGUGAAGAAUAUAACAAACAUGCCAAGACUACAGAUGAAAAUGCAUUCAUUGAUGAGAGAUUAAACAACAGUCUGUUCGACAACCGCGUCUUUAAUGAGGUCAUCUUCAACAACGUCACUUUCAAGGAUGUUGUCAUGAAUCAUGUGAUUUUCCUGAACUGUACUUUCAUGGACUGCCUCUUCUCGAAUGUGCGGAGUAGCAAGACCUUCUUCAAAUACUCAAUGAUUGAAGAUUGUAUAUUCAUCGACACCGACCUAUAUGAAUAUCGAUUCAUAGACUGUGAGCAAAAAAACAACGUAGUUCGUGCCAGUGUGCCCGGGUGUCAGCUCGACUUCGACUACAAUAUCCACUAUAAAGAGGUAUUUCAAGAGAACCUGAUUGGCCAACUGACCAUCAUUCCUGGUACUCUUAUCACGUCGCUUCUGAUGGACAGGAUCGGACGCGUGAAGAUCAUGAGUGUGUCUAUGUUUUUAUCUUCAAUAUCAGCUUUCUUCAUAUGGUUUUUAAACAGCAAGAUUGGCGUGAUUGUCUUCGAGGCUGUGUUUAAUUUCAUUUUCAUAUCUGGGUGGAAUGCCUUAGAUAUAGCAUCUACUGAAGCCUUUCCAACUCAUAUCAGGACAACAGCAUAUGGGUUCCUGAGUGCCACGUCAAGGAUAGCAGGCGUUUUAGGGUCGUUGUGUUUCGGGCAGUUCAUCUACACAAGUCGGGCAAUCCCAAUGUUGACCACUUCAGUUGUUCUCUUGCUCGGUAGCAUUGUGUCUCUCAAGCUCCCCGAGACUAGAGAUAACCUCUUGUAGGUUGAAAUGUAUUUUAAAGAACUAUUUUUAGGUUAAAUUUGUUAAAUGUUAUAUGCAGGAACUAAAAAAUUAAAUGAGAAAGAUGUGAGAAAUGGUUAUUGUGAUAAGGAAAUUAUUUUUAAUGAUAGAUUUUUUUUUUCCCUAGUGAAUGUGUUUUUAGGUACUGUUUACUUUCUCUGUCCACAGCGAAUGCAUUGUGAAAAGAGCUGAUGAGAACUUUCAUAAUAACAUUGUUAUAAUUGAAGUUCUGAAAUACAGCUCUUGCACUAUAAAGAUAUUCUUCCUCAUUCAUAACUUUCUUU